AGAAACCCAGGACCGAACCAUCGAUUUUCCUCUCACCUCACUCGCUUUCUGAUCCCGCACGAUUGACCUCUGGCAGGAACGUAGAUCGCGAGAUUCACAUUGGAAAAGAGCACGACGCUGCUGAGACGGAUAGCGCGAACACUCCUUGGACCCCGCUAACACUCGGUCGCACCUCUCUACACACACGCGCGGAGGCGUGGGAAUAUGUUCAUCUUCGCCAGAAUCAUUUAGCGAGACUCGGAAUACUGCAAUCUUGACAGCGGAGAUCUCGGAUCAUGGAAUCAACACCCGAUAUUGAUGGCGUAUUCUAUCGUCGACUGAAUCCCCAAUGGAAUCCCAUCCUGAUCGUGGCAUCGAUUGCCAUUUCAUUCUUGGGGGCGUUCACUUCGACACAACUCAUGUGCCAUGCCAGAAUGUCACUCCGAUUCCACAGCGUCUUCCUGUGGUGUUUGUUUGGGUCAUUCGUGUUUGGAGGAUGUUCUGUGUGGUGUCUCCAUGAGGUGGCUAUGCUGGCUUGCGAGUUCGAUGUCAAGAUGGGAGUCAACACGCCACUCACUGUGUUAAGUGCCUUUCUUCCAGUCUUCUUCACAUUUCUGGCAUUGGGAUCUGAACUACUUUGGGAUCGCUGGCACAAUGGUCGAGGAAGGAAAAAGCGCAAGUCCAAGAAAUCACGACAGAAAACUACUACCCUCAGUCCUAUGGGUAAACACAGGAUGACUAUGCAGCCUACUUUGCCACUUCAUCCGGUAGCGGAGGAGGACGAGGAGGAAGAGCUUCAGAGAGAAGAUUACCAGGAUGAGGAGAUUGCGCCUGACCAACCACUACUACCACGGUCUUACCAAUCGCCAGCUCGCCACUCCGACACUGCAAGCUGGGGCGGAAGACGAAUGGACUUCAGCAGACCAUCACAGGAUGGAAGUGUAGCAUCUUUUGACCAAAGUCUACUACCGCCGUCUCCAGGAGUUGGCAUGUCACCAAAAGUCAUGCCCCGAGAUAGUGUUCGUCCUGUCGUCGUCAGGAGCGCUUCUGGAAGGAGUCUUCAUAGUCUGAGGCUGGUCACGACGCAAAGUCUUCGUGAUGACGCAUCGACCGGGUUUCGCGACGAUGCGUCUACGAUCAGCUCUGGAUCCGCCGGUCAAUCAUCUAGUGAUGUGUCUGUCCUUCGUCGAGAGUCGUCUGCUGGAUCGAGCACAAGUCUCGGUCUCAGCAGUGCUAUGGGUCUUGCGUAUCGAAGAGCCCCUGCCUCGACUGUAAAUGCGUUUGUGGCGACGGCAAAAAUUCUAUACCAUGGCAUGACUCCAAGAAACAUCAUCAAAGGAUUCCUAUGGUCGAUUGCGAUAACCAGUAUGCAUUACUCAGGAAUAUACGGACUGGUAAUCCCUCAAGGGAAGAUCAUUCUCAACCCUUGGAUCGUUCUAGCUUCAGCCCUUAUAUCCUGGGUAGUGUGCAUAGUUGGUUGUAUAUGCAUGGCUGAGAUGGAAGCUAGGCUUUCCCAACAACUACUCUUCUCGGUUGUGGCAACUACUGGAGUUGCUGCUAUGCAUUUCACCGGCAUGCGAGCAGCUACUUUCUGGUCUGCAGCUCCUCCAUCGGACGUAAGAGGAUACCCGCCUGUGAUAGCUGCAGCAGUAGUCUUAAUCGCUUUCACUACUUGCAUCGCUGCCAACGGAUUGCUAGCUCAUUCUGCGACAGUAUCACGCAACAAGCUAGCCGAGAUCAUCUGGACACGAAGAGAGUUGUGGCGGACAAUUGCUCAGAAGGAAAAUGCAGAAGCAGCUGCUCUGGCAAGGAGUGAAUUUAUUGCAGCCGCAUCGCAUGAGAUCAGAACACCACUUCACCAUUUGCAAGGAUAUAGCGAUCUUCUGUCACAGACACCAUUGACGGAGGAAGGCCGAGCUCAUUUGGCUGCUAUACAAAGAGCCACCAAAACCUUGUCACUGAUCACAAAUAACGUGCUGGACUGGUCAAAGCUGGAGAAGGAUGCCAAAGCGGUUUGCAAGCCCGUGUCAUUGGAUAUCCGAACAGUCUGUGAGUCGAUCAUCAUCCUGCUUCCGAACAAGGAUGAUGAAGCAGAUGUCGAACUCUGCGUUGUGGUCUCUCCAGAUGUUCCGACGUCUGUCUUUCUGGAUGAGACAUACAUCCACCGUAUCUUGAUGAACUUGCUGUCGAACGCCUGCAAAUUCACUCGAUCAGGAUACAUCAUCCUCUCUAUCGAGGUCAAUGGAGACCAACUAGUGGCUAGUGUCAAGGAUACAGGCAUUGGUCUCGACCCGACCUUCAUCCCUGAAAUGUUCGAGCCUUACAAACAAGGCGAGCAGAAAGGAAAUCAACGAGGCACAGGUUUAGGCCUCAGCAUCAUAAAACAACUCAUCCAAGCCAUGAGUGGCACCAUAACCGUCGACUCCAAAUUCGCCUACUCGCAAGACGUGGGGCCAGACCAAAGCGGUAGCACAUUUACAGUAACAGUACCACUUCAACCAUCUUCUCUACCACCACAGUCUUCGGAAGGUCCAGCAGACAGACACGUAGCCAUUCUGUCCGAGACGGACAACAGAGCACUCCAAGGCAUCAAAGCCUCGUGGGAGAAGUUCAAUCACGAAGUCACCAUCGCGACAAAUAUUUCCGAACUCCCUGAGCGCGAGUGGAAGUACGUUUGGGCGGAUAUGCCUUACCUGCUAGCCAACAAGGACCAAUUCCGCCGGCUCUUAAAGCAGCAGAAUUGGUUAGUGCUAGUCCCCUACGAUACACAGCGCUCCCUCGACAAUCUCCCCGGCAUCGUAUCAGCGCCCAACUUCGUCCUGCUCCCCAAGCCAUUGAUCUGGCACUCCUUCGCCACAAGAGUAGACGCAGCAAACCGCCGCAGCCGUAGCGCCGCCGUAUCACGCACCCUCCGCUUCGCCCCAGUAGUAGAAGUAAUGACCGACAUCGCACCCGCGGAACUCCAACAAAUCACCGAGCAACAAGAUCGUCAAGACCAGCAAAAUCAAGUCUCUUCCUCCCCCGAACACACAGGCGUAUCAUCCCCACCGCUGGCAAAACCACAACCGCAAACUGUGUUGUUGGUGGAAGAUAACCCCAUCAAUGCGAAAUUGUUCCAGAAAAUGCUGGUGAGCUUGAAACACACUGUCAUUCUCGCUCCCGAUGGUGUUGCUGCUGUGGAGAAAACACUUUUGCAUGAUGCGGAGAUUGAUAUUAUAUUCAUGGAUCAAUCCAUGCCCCGUAAAGAUGGCAUAACAGCCACCACUGAAAUCCGCGCCCUCGAAGCCUCCAACAAGCUCAAACGUAAACACAUCAUUGUUGCAUUAACAGCGGUCGUGAAUACAGAGUCCAGAGCUAGAUUCAAAGAAGCCGGCGCCGAUGAUUUCUUGGCCAAGCCUUUGAGUCUAGGAGGACUAAGGGAUGCUCUUGCUGUACAUUGUGGAUGUUAAGAAUAGGAAAUAUCAAGGAUAUAAGGGAGAAAGGGGGAUGUUUGUAUGAAGGAAUUAGGGCGAGGAGAGCAUUUGCAUGAGGGUAGGUGAAAGGAGGAUGGGAGGAAUUGUAUCAAUCAUGUAUGAAUAUCUGUUUGUGUGUUUCUGCUCGACACUGGACAGAUAUAUAUCUGUAUAUACGUGCUUCGAGCACUGUAAUCAUGGGUGUUGUUCAGACGACUGACUUUUGGAUUGAUGUAUUCUCGUUUGUCAAUAUUACUGUAGCUAGUCUC
Molecule: messenger RNA, 3700 nt
Organism: Aureobasidium pullulans EXF-150
Lineage: Eukaryota; Fungi; Ascomycota; Dothideomycetes; Dothideales; Saccotheciaceae
Exons: 2
Coding region: 276-3428 (1050 amino acids)
Biological process (GO): protein autophosphorylation; phosphorelay signal transduction system
Molecular function (GO): phosphorelay sensor kinase activity; histidine phosphotransfer kinase activity
Source: RefSeq, a predicted model, not a curated record